ACCAAACUUUGGGAUUCACUGGUUUGCACCACUAGGGGGUGCCAAACAUCAACUAGAACAUCACAGAGCAACGUGGGUGUUUUCUGUCCAUUAAAAUGGAAGUCGGGUUGUCUCAUCCCCCUUUGAAUCCAUCUUCAAUUGAAAGAACCGGAGAGCCGGUUUCUCGCAUUUCAGCUAACAUGAUCCUGACGGCGCUAGUAUUCGCUCUCCUGCAGACCGAGGGAGCGGCAGCGGCGUCGGAAGAGAUGAACGUGUACCAAACACCGCCGUUCAUCAUAAAAAGAAUCGGACAAGACCUCUCCAAGGAAAUAAAAUGCUCGCACGGCAUCAAGGAUUACGACGUCAUCCUCUGGUACAAGCAAAGCCGGGGCGGCACGAUGGAGCUUUUGGGGUACCUCAACCAGAAGUUCGCUGUGCCCGAGGACGGCUGGAAAGGGAAGGUCGACUUCACCGGCGAUGGCCGCCAAGAGUCCUACCUGACCGUCGCCGAGCUGCGCUCGAUCGACAGCGCCGUGUACUUCUGCGCCGCUAGCACGGCGCUGCGGAUCGGCUCUCCAGUCGUCACAAAACCCCCUCGCUUAUCUGGGUUUAAUAUCAAAACCGACACCUGCGGUAUCCGACUCCAUCGCUGGCGCUCCACCACCACGACGGCCCGGACGUCAUGCUGUGGUACCGCCGGGGCAGAGGCCACCUGCCCGUCGAGCUGGUCGGGCAACGAGCCCGUCUACAGGUGGAACCGCACUGGCCUGGAAAUAAGACGCGAGGACACGCAGAGAGGUUCUCUCAGCAUUCCCUCUGUCAGGGUGUCAGACACAGAACCAGGUCGAGAACCAAAGCCGCCCGAGGUCACCUUGCUCCCGCCUUCGCCGAAGGAGUGUCACAACCAGAAGGACAAGCACAGGCAGAAGAAGACGCUGGUGUGCGCGGCCACGGGCUUCUUCCCGGACCACGCGGUCCUGACCUGGCAGGUGGACGGCCAGGACGUGCGCACGGGCGUGGCCCAGGACGGCGACGCCCUGCCGGACGGCGACUUCUACAAGAAAAGCAGCAGGCUGCGCGUGGAGGGAGAUUUGUGGUCGACCCCCGGCAGAGCCUUCACCUGCACGGUCAGCUUCUUUGACGGCAAGAACACCACGCUGCACUCCAAGACGGUCUACGGCGUCCUAGGUGAAAAAAGGACAAGAGUGGGUUAUUUGCGCUCGACGCAGAGCGCCAAGCUAUCCUACGUCGUCCUCCUGGUCAAGAGCGGCGUCUACGCGGCCUUCGUCGGCUUCAUGGUGUGGAAACGUCGGGUUGGUACUUCGAAACCCGUAAAGACGCGCAACGUCCGCCAUUUAUGGAUUUUGCCCAAUUGCUAAAAAAUUUUGACCGCACACACUAAACAGACUGAGCGCUUAAUUGUGAACAUUUUUGUUUGCUUGUUUUCGACAUCGCGGAGCACGGCGGCAAAUCGCCGAAACUGAUUUUGCCUGUUUUUCCGUUUCAGGGUCUGCCCACAAAGCUGAGCCUGAGUUAGCUGACUUGCGGCUGCCUUUAAAGGAGCAACAAAGCUUUUAAACAAACAAACAAAAACAUUUUGGCUGUAAUGUGUUGCAUGUGGGAAAUAUCGACGCGUCAGCUCCGCAUGUCGGCGGCGUCAUUUGGAAAGUUUAGGGUGUUGUUGUUGUUGUAGUUCUCGUCGAGUCGAAUGAGGUCGCAGAGGGAAACAGGAUGCGGUGGCGCCCGCUCGCAGCGCCGAAGAGCCGGAAAAGCAGAAACUUUUGCACGCUGCACCUGCAGAUAAGCUCGGAAAUCUCAUUUGUUCGUUUGUUUUUAGGAGCUUAGUUAAUGAAGUCGUUGCAAAACCUGUAAUAAUUACUUGUGUCCUAAAAAAACAUAAAACGAAAAUAUACGAUAAGAAAUCAUAAUCAUGAUUUGGUUCAUUUUGACUUGUAUUGUUGUUGGUUUUAGUCUUAUUGCUACUUUUGAAAGAUUUCAAUGAAUUUUUGAAGUUUGACAGAAGGACUCAGAAGUUGUGCCCCCCCCCAAACCA
Syngnathoides biaculeatus (alligator pipefish) is the source of this 2032-nucleotide messenger RNA. RefSeq lists its product as uncharacterized. The record is from RefSeq and is a predicted model, not a curated record. NCBI's taxonomy places the organism in Eukaryota, Metazoa, Chordata, Actinopteri, Syngnathiformes, Syngnathidae. The coding region runs from base 96 to 1358 and encodes 420 amino acids. The transcript has 6 exons. Gene Ontology annotation, cellular component: plasma membrane. Gene Ontology annotation, biological process: cell surface receptor signaling pathway.